Messenger RNA from Arachis ipaensis, 2720 nucleotides. Lineage: Eukaryota; Viridiplantae; Streptophyta; Magnoliopsida; Fabales; Fabaceae. The record is from RefSeq and is a predicted model, not a curated record.
UUUCCGGUGCCAAAAUUCGUACCAAGUAGUAAUUCCCCCAUUAACCAAUUAAGCAAAUUUCUCUGUUUGUACCAAAUCUAAUCCCUUAGAUGCAUCAUGCAGAUACCAUACAGAUUUCUAAGAAAGUCAGCUUGAAGACUCUACCCUGAGCAAUUGAACCUGAGAGAUUCCUGAUGCUACAGCUGAAGCACGUGAGCGGAGGUAGGUAACAGUGGCACUUCCAUAAUAAAACACUAAAAUAGAGUCACAAAAGAAUAAAUUGGAAUCAGAAUUCAGAAAGAAGGCACCAAACACCCACAAUACCAAAUGUACAAAACGAAGGUGCAAGAAUUGUGCCAGAAGAGGUCAUGGAGCUUGCCGGAGUACGAAACCACCAGAGACGGCCCCGAUCAUAACCCUCGCUUCACUGCCGCCGUCACUGUUAACGGAAUCCGUUACGAGACGCCGUCACUGUGCCGGAAUUCGAAGGAAGCUCAGAACAAUGCCGCUAUGCUCGCCUUCGAGCAUCUCUCUUCCCAACAGCCCUCCGUCAUAAACCCUUCCCCUCCUCCUUUCCCCCCAAAGCCCAGGCUCAUGCUUAGGCCCAAGCCCAAGCCAAACAACAUUCCAAUCACCGGCACUCCUACUCUCCCAGGCUUGGAUUCUUUCCCCCAACCCACCCUCUUCCCGGGACUCUCUUCUUUCCCGCAGCAUCCUUCUCUCUUUGCUCAUUCCGCUGCUUCAUCGGCUCCUUCACAUCACUGUACCCCUAGUGCGAGCACUGGUAUCAACAACAUACUACCCACAAGUAAAGUGCUGCCACAGAAAUUAGAAGGAGGAUGCCAAAUUUCUCAGAUAAUUGGCCCUGUUACAGCUGCUAGAGAUACCGUGACAACAGCAGAUCGGAAAAAUAUGGCACACUUGUACAAGAAUCAACUACAAAACUAUGCUCAAAAGCAAAACCUACCGUUACCGGUGUACACUUCCGAGUGGGAGGGCCCUCCUCAUGCCAUGCGUUUCAAGUGCAAAGUCACACUUGAUGGACAGACCUACGAAUGUCCUACCGCCUUUUCUAAAUUGAAGGAUGCUGAACAUGCAGCAGCUGAAGUUGCUUUAUUGUCAUUAUUGCGGGGAGGAUUUCAAGAGAUUCAGGAUAAUUCCGUAUUAUACAAGAACCUUUUACAAGAAUUGGUCCAAAAGGAAGGAUUUAGCCUGCCUUCUUAUAAUACAGAAAGAUCUGGCGAAGCUCAUAUUCCGACAUUUAUUUCAUACGUGGAAGUUGAAGGGAAAGUUUUCACUGGUCAAGAAGCCAAAACCAAGAAACAGGCAGAGAUGAAUGCAGCAAAGGUUGCAUACACCACUUUAAAAGAACAAAAAGGCAAGUCAGAGCAGAGGUCUUUACUCCCUUUGUUAGAUCAUCCGGGGAAAGCUCUUGAACCUGAGUCAGUACCUGACUGCUCAGAUUCAACUGUCCAAACUGAAUUCCAGCAUCAUGCUAAUCCAAACUAUCCUGUAAUCCCUGGAGUAAUCUCAUCAAGCCAACCUAACAAAAGUAAGGGCAAGUCAGAGCAGAGGUCUUUACUCCCUUUGUUAGAUCAUCCGGGGAAAGCUCUUGAACCUGAGUCAGUACCUGACUGCUCAGAUUCAACUGUCCAAACUGAAUUCCAGCAUCAUGCUAAUCCAAACUAUCCUGUAAUCCCUGGAGUAAUCUCAUCAAGCCAACCUAACAAAAGUAAGGGCAAGUCAGAGCAGAGGUCUUUACUCCCUUUGUUAGAUCAUCCGGGGAAAGCUCCUGAACCUGAGUCAGUACCUGACUGCUCAGAUUCAACUGUCCAAACUGAAUUCCAGCAUCAUGCUAAUCCAAACUAUCCUGUAAUCCCUGGAGUAAUCUCAUCAAGCCAACCUAACAAAAGUAAGGGCAAGUCAGAGCAGAGGUCUUUACUCCCUUUGUUAGAUCAUCCGGGGAAAGCUCUUGAACCUGAGUCAGUACCUGACUACUUAGAUUCAACUGUCCAAACUGAAUUCCAGCAUCAUGCUAAUCCAAACUAUCCUGUAAUCCCUGGAGUAAUCUCAUCAAGCCAACCUAACAAAAGUAAGGAAAAACAAUGUGUUAAAGUUUGCUGUAAAACUCUGACCGAAAAAAUAAAAGAAAAGAAGAGAAGAGUUUGUGCUAACCCAUGCACUGCCAUUCCAUCUCCAGAGCCUGUUGUUACAAAGAAGAAAGGGUCCUCCUCUGCAUCUGGAUGCGCAAAUGGCAGCAUGAAGGACUCUUUCUCAUCAGUUGUCAAUGCAUCUGGAUGCGCAAAUGGCAGCAUGAAGGACUCUUUCUCAUCAGUUGUCAAGGCGGCUGCAGCCACACCUUCACUCUCAGACAGCAAGAAUAUGGCUUCCAACACAAACAAUAUGCCUUCCACUGCAUCAGGCUCCCCGGGACGCAGAAAAAGGGUGGUAGUUUACUCGCGGGAGACUAAUGUGGAAGUUGAAGGAGGUGGCACUUUGAUGCCAAUUAGUGAUGAAAAAUGGGUUGCUUACGAAUAUUCCCAUUGAGAACUAAAUUGGUAGAAGAAUCUGCAGACUUGCUUGUAAUGUGUAUCAUAGUUUGCGAGUCUGAAAUGGAUUGUGUUUGGCAAGACUAUGCUAUUUAUCAAAUUUGGGGGAUCAAAUCUUUAGAUGAAAAGAACUUUAAAGGGCGUAACUAAUACUUUGAAUAUAAUGAAAAAAAAAAAAGAACUUUUUUAAGA